Messenger RNA from Truncatella angustata, 603 nucleotides. RefSeq lists its product as uncharacterized. The record is from RefSeq and is a predicted model, not a curated record. Lineage: Eukaryota; Fungi; Ascomycota; Sordariomycetes; Amphisphaeriales; Sporocadaceae. The transcript has a single exon. Bases 1 to 603 code for a protein of 200 amino acids.
AUGCCACCGAAAAGACCAGCCGCAAGUCUCGACUCGGAUAUAGCAUUCCCAGCACCAAAGCGCGUAAGGUCUAGCAAACCUAAUGCAAAGAACCCUACCAAGAAAACCGCCGAAGGCGGUGCCAACAGAUCAGUCAAUUCCAAAACUACCGUGACUAAAGACGAAUCUACCAUGAAACGUGGUGUAGCUAGGACCGGCGAUGACCUGGUUGCGCAAGCCAAGGCAUUCAAGGAUACCGCACAGGCUCUGAAGUCCCAUGGUGUGAUUGGCGAUAUCGAGUUCAUUUUCAAGUUCCGCAAAGCGGCGCCACCGAAAUUGGAAAGGACCAAACAAGCGAAGGACAGGACGGCAGAUUUGAAAAUUGGCAAGAAGGAGGUGGAGGAUGAGAAGAUCAAAAAGGGGGAGAAAAGGGAGGCGAAAAAGCCUGAAGGGAAGAUGACGGAAGAGGAGCGCAGGGCUAAGCAGAAGAAGCUGGACGACGACUUGGAGAGCUAUUACCAGGAGACCAAGGAUGAAAAUGAAAAAGAGAAGAAAAGGGACGAGCUUGUCGAGAAAAAGCAAGAGCGGGAAGCACUCCAAGGUGAUGCUGAAGAGAAUGCCUAA